AUGAGAGCACGGCGAAGCUGCAGCGCUGCAGCCAUGUCCACGUCCCUGCGAGUGAGCCCCUCGCUCCACGGCUGCCGCUUCGACACCGCCCUGCGCAAGAAAGCCACGGCCAACAUCUUCGAGAGCAUCAACGAGGCCGCCCUGCAGAAACUCUUCAGGAACUCCGGAGACAAGAAGGCGGAGGAGAGAGCCAAGAUAAUCCUCGCCACCGACCAGGACAUGGAGGAAAAAACGAGAGCGCUAAUGGCACUAAAGCAGAGGAGAAAAGACAAACUGCUCCAGUUUCUGACAUUUCGGAAAUACUCCAUCAAAGUUCACUGA
Cinclus cinclus is the source of this 321-nucleotide messenger RNA. It is a transcript of the gene TCIM, whose product is annotated as transcriptional and immune response regulator. The transcript has a single exon. Gene Ontology annotation, biological process: endothelial cell activation involved in immune response; negative regulation of Notch signaling pathway. Bases 1 to 321 code for a protein of 106 amino acids. Lineage: Eukaryota; Metazoa; Chordata; Aves; Passeriformes; Cinclidae. Gene Ontology annotation, molecular function: Notch binding. The record is from RefSeq and is a predicted model, not a curated record. Gene Ontology annotation, cellular component: nucleus; cytosol.